AUGGUUAGAUCUGCGGGAGCCGUGGGCGAGGGAAGGUUUUCUACAGCCGCAGAGGAGAACGCCAGCAUGAAAAUGGCAAAGGACAUACCACAAGGGGGGUUAAUAACUCUUUGGCACGGCCCAGAAGGCGCACAGCAGAACGGGAAAGGGGUGGGUGGACCCAAACAGGAACAGUACUGA
This is a messenger RNA of Podospora bellae-mahoneyi, 180 nucleotides long. RefSeq lists its product as uncharacterized. The coding region runs from base 1 to 180 and encodes 59 amino acids. NCBI's taxonomy places the organism in Eukaryota, Fungi, Ascomycota, Sordariomycetes, Sordariales, Podosporaceae. The transcript has 2 exons. The record is from RefSeq and is a predicted model, not a curated record.